AUGGCACUAGCACCGAGACAUUACAUUAAAGUUCUCGAGUUCCAUCUCAGAGCCGUUGACAUCGCCAACAUCAAGGGUGUCCCUAAGCUUGGCCAACUCAUACAUGAGUACAAUUCGGCAGCAUAUGACAGACAAGAAAAAGCGGCCUAUGACAGUAAGGCUGUUUCGAACGGAUAUGAAAAGCAUACUCGAAAGACUGAGGGUGCCGUAUACGACGUGGCAAACCGUGAAGAUGGCGGUGAACCACGAGAGAAACAGGAACCAGUAUGUUUCGGGGAUCACCUUUACAGUGAUGGACCCCUGUUUUUCAAAAGGCGUGAACUGUAUCCUGAUCCAGUGAAGCAUCCCGCUGGAGGAUUUGUCAGAGCUCACGCGGGUACGGAGGAAAGGAGCAAUGGAACCUAG
Molecule: messenger RNA, 405 nt
Organism: Endocarpon pusillum Z07020
Lineage: Eukaryota; Fungi; Ascomycota; Eurotiomycetes; Verrucariales; Verrucariaceae
Exons: 1
Coding region: 1-405 (134 amino acids)
Source: RefSeq, a predicted model, not a curated record